AUGAGUCGCUUAACUUCAAACUCGGGUAAAUCCAUCAGUCAGAUUAUGCGAUUUUGGUAUUAAGAAAAGGUAAUAGGGUAGAUAUUUGCUGAGAGGGUCGAAUGGAUUUACCCGAGUUUGAAGUUAAGCGACACAAAUAAAUCAUUUUUUAGAUGCAAGUGGAAACGACCAAUAUCGAUGUCAUCACUCGCACGGUUUCAAACAGUUGUCAAGAUUAAAUACUUCCCACAAUAUUUAUUUCAUAACGUUCGUAUCCCAGCGCCAGCCCUACCAGUCGCAGAUUCCAAGAUGGCGAUGAAGACGCUAAACCCGAUCCAGCACAAGCUGACUCGCACCACGCACCACUCGGUGCGCUUCACUAGCGACGAACUACCCAAAUACAAGCCUCUCGACUCUUCCGACUCCAGCCCUCCUAUGUUCGCUCCGAGCUCGUACCCCGACCAUGACUCGGGCGCGCCGAGCCCGGAGUUCCCCGCCAGCUUCCAGCCGGCCGCGCAGCGCUUGCGACAUAAUGAGCAGCGCAUAAAACUGCUGAAUCAAAUAAACACGAUCGUGCAGCAACGUGCAGAGCUCGAGUCGAACAGACUCACACUCUCCACGCUUCUAGACGAACUAAGAAGGAAGCUGAAGAGGCGGGUAGAAGAGUGCCAUCUCGAGAAGAAAGAAAAGUUGAAGGCGUUGAAACAAUCGAACCUGCGCCUCGAAAAGGAAAAGCUGGGUCUGACCGCGGAGAUAGAGCACGUGAAGCGCCAUCUGUUGAAAGAGGAGGCGCAUCACGUGCAGCACGCCAGAACCGCGGUCGCGCAGGCGAUCCAAGGUGUGACGAAGGCGGGGCCUUCUGAUAGCCUCUUCAGCACGUGUUCGGUGUCCGAGCUGCCCAAUCUCGUCAGCAGGAAUGUCGCCAAAAACGCUCCUUCCCGUGCUGCUGACAGCAAACUAGCGGCAGCGCGUUUGAUGCGAGACAUCGCGGAACUUCGGCAGCGCGUCGCGCAAGUUGAAAUCAGGCUCGCCAACGAGCAGAAGCGCAAGCGGCAAGCGGAGCAGGACAUUGUGCGCCUGCGCAAGGAACUCUCCAACACGAAGAGCUGCAUCGCCUCGCUGCGUCUCGCGCCGCCGCCAUUACGCAAGCAAUGCUCCAAGUUCGCUUAAAACACCAACAAACCACAACUGUUAUUUAUUAACGACAUCUUUAAUUCUAGAGAGAACGUUACCACAGGAAUAUCCAAUAGAUGGCGCUAUGAGUUAUCGUGGUUAUAUCGUCACUAGCGACAUCAUGUAAUAAACUCAGUUAUUGGAAAGAGUUGUAUUAAAAGAGGAGGUACUACCAUAAGUAUCAUAGCGGAACUCGAACUUCACAUAAUUAUAUCAAACGUUUCCACCACUGUGUAAGACACCAUCACCCAACAACACAAUCUAUCAAUACUAUAUAAUAGAUGGCGCUAUGACCUAAGGAUUUUACAUUGACCACUAGCGACAUCUAGUGUAAUAACCACUAAGUCAAAUUUUUAAAUAAAUGCUCUAACAGCUCUAACCUAACGUAAAAGCGAGGAAAAUUGUAUUGACAUUUGGUAUUAUAUAUUUUUCCGAUCUAGUUAAAAACAUCCACAUUCGUAACAAUUUGUAAAAUGUUUUUAGUAAAAUUUAGGUUUAAUAAGUACCAAACAUUUGACAACGAGUAUAUUAAAGUAAUAAUCUAGUCAGUAAAAUAGUUUUUCAUUAGAUAAUUAUAUAAAUAUUUAAUUUAUCAGGUAAGUAUGUACUAAUAUUAGCGUAGAAGAAUAUAUAGUCGCACCAAUAAAAGUCUGCAGCGGAUUUGAUACUUGAUAGCCCACGCCGUGUAAGUGUUAAGAAGAAGAAAAAGAA
This is a messenger RNA of Cydia fagiglandana, 1863 nucleotides long. RefSeq lists its product as uncharacterized. The transcript is spliced from 8 exons. The record is from RefSeq and is a predicted model, not a curated record. The coding region runs from base 178 to 1149 and encodes 323 amino acids. Lineage: Eukaryota; Metazoa; Arthropoda; Insecta; Lepidoptera; Tortricidae.